This is a messenger RNA of Radiomyces spectabilis, 5664 nucleotides long. RefSeq names its product putative death-receptor fusion protein-domain-containing protein. The record is from RefSeq and is a predicted model, not a curated record. Gene Ontology annotation, biological process: tRNA methylation. The transcript has 20 exons. Gene Ontology annotation, cellular component: cytosol. Lineage: Eukaryota; Fungi; Mucoromycota; Mucoromycetes; Mucorales; Radiomycetaceae. Bases 1 to 5664 code for a protein of 1887 amino acids.
AUGAGCAUCUCGGAGAAGAAGAAGCAUGGCGCCAAGCCGGUGAAAUUCCCUCCUCAGGUUUUUUCUACUUGGUCUAAAAUUCUCGAUGAUUAUGUGGACAGAGGACGCAUUGGCCAAGAUCACCCUGCCGUAAUCGCGCUGAAUAAGCUCGUUAAGAAUCGCGACUCGUCUUGGGAGAAUCAGGCCGCCUGUUUAAAGCAAGUCGCCAAAUCGUUGCAGUCAUGUACUUCAGCAAACGAGGUGCCCGAAACCGAUCGCGAUUUUAUCAUUCACGUCGUCCAGCCCAUUGUUUCCUUGGGAUAUUUCGCUGCCGCUGAAAAUGUCUCCCGUCGUCAUUUCGUGCCGCUGAUCAAUAUUAUUUCAAAGUACGGGAACGAUACCGUUUUACAGCAUUAUUAUACACGAUAUAUCGCUUUGGCACAGUCCCUCCAAGAAUUCGCAGAACAUUCGUUGGCCCAGAAAGCAUUGACCAUUUAUGCUACGCUAGACUUUGAUAUUGGAAAGCAGCUCAUCAUGCAAAACUUCAAAGCAACGCUUCAAUUUUUGGUCCGAGGCCUGCAGAGUUCUUGUCAACAAUUACACAAUGCGAGAACCGAUACGGAAACCAUGCUGACUUCCACGACGAUCGAUCAGUUGAUGAACGAUAUUCAGUACUUGGCAAAGACGCUGUUGGCCCUCUUAUCGCGUAGCCAUGAAAUGACACAAACAAUGUUUGCAAAAUUCACGCUCACAUAUACGGAGGAUGAUGAGGACGUGAAAUUGUUGGUAGCCAUGGUCCGGAUCUUACUGGAUAUUUGCAGCCAUACAGGAACCUACGUCAAAGAAUGUUGCCAAGUAGCGGGCAUGGCUUUGGGAUCCGUGAUCAAUGCUGUUCAGGACGACAGAUUUGCUCGUGAUUGGGCGCUGGGAUGGUUCUUUGCACAAGGUGUCAGUUCGCUUCCCGCCUGUGUUCAUCUUCGCCAGGUUUUCGGACUCACCCCACCUUCAGCAUUGGUCGGCAUGAAGGGAUGGCAAGAUCGUGAUGUUCCAAUGCUCGCGAUCUUCCGAGGUAUCCUCUCUGGCCUUCGCAGAGAGGUGUUACUCUCGUCGGACCUGCCGGAAGAGUUCCGUCCUGUCUCUUGGUUGGAAACCGUUCCCAAGAGUUUGUACGAAGCCAUCUUCAUUAGCCUUGAUCUGAUUUGCUCUCGUUCGGAUUUGGAAGCGCAAACCAAAGUGAUGGCAUUUGAAUCUUUGGGCAUGUGGUUAUUGGAGACGACCACGAUCCUUUCCAAUUCAAAGGGAAACACCGACGUCAUGAACCAAGUAUCUGACGUGCUCACUAUUGACAACGUGGGUCAAAUGAUUCAUUACGUGUGGGAUCACUGGGAUGAUCCUAUUGAUGCUAUUCAGCACAAGGUGCGAACUAUUUUCGAAUUAACGCUACAAACGUUGGAGAUCAAGGCAGAUUUCUAUAAAGAGCAGAAAGAAUAUGAUGCAUUCUUAUCGGGCUUGUUAAAAAACCUUAUGAUGAUGGAUUGGCACCGCAAGGUGAAAUAUGCCUUGUUGAAUAUUUUGGUACCGAAAAUCGGCACGGAUGCAUUUUUGCAAGCCGAGCCGGAUCUUAUUUGGAAAUGCUUAUGCGCGAUGGACAGCCUGGUCCUGUCGCCUCAGAUCACAUCGCUUAUUCUGACUUUUCUGUAUCGUCGAGUGGAAGAGACGAUUCCCGGAUACAAGGGCUCCAAGUUCCACAACACAAAACUCAAGGCAAAAGAUGCUUCAUCUCAAUUGGCCAUUGGGCAGUGGAUUGAUUUAUGGGUGAUGCCUGCAUUGAGAUGCUUGACCUCAACGUCUGAGGUGUUGCGACGAAAUGCCAGCGGAUUUAUUCUCCAACCGCUAUUCAAGUUAUGCCCUGAAUCAUUUUGGCGUAUGAUGAGCAUUUUACAGAAACCGGAUCAUGAGCAAUGGGCAGUCUUGGAUCGACACUUUCUUCUUCACGCUUUCAUUACUAUCCUCAAAGUAGGAAGAAGUCUUGAGAUCGUGGAUGGCAGUGGUUAUGUAUUGGGCGGUGCUUCAGACGAUACUCACAAAAUCUCCAUCGACACGCUGAAACUCGCGAUUUACCAUGCCGAUCCCCAAGUGCGUAUUGAUGUGUUUGGACUCUUGUGUGAGUCUGGCAAAGUCGCUUCCGGCGUCACCGAGGUGGAGCUGGAAAUGUUGAAGCUCUUUUUACCGCUGAAUAUGAAUUGUACAUCGCCCGAAUUCCGUCAAAAACUCGCGGCUCAUUUAACAAAGAUCUUUACUCGACUACGAGCCAAUUUGUAUGCGCAAUACCGCACAUUGAAAUCACGAAAAUCGUAUAUCGAAAAGAAAGCAGAUACCAUCACCGAUAAAGAUAGACAAUAUGCCCUCAACGAAAUUGGAGAUAUUCAACAAUCGAUCGAUCAGGCUAAAAGUUUUCUAUUCUGGCUGAUGGAUCACGUAGCCAUGUCGCUUUAUCCCGGCGCAUCGUUCCAGAGGGUGGCCUCCGCAUUACGUAUUCUCAGUGUCAUGAUCAAGAUCUUUGGCAUUGAAGAAUUGCCCAUUCCCGAUGGCUUCACGUUCCGCCCAGAGUUCCCUUUCCGAAUUCCUAUCGCUACCGCUCGCAACGCCAAACUUCUCAUCGAUGUGCUGAUGAACCCCUACGAUCUGAAUCGAUCUUUGGCAUUCGAUAUUCUUUGCCAGUUCCCUAACCCCCUUCCUGGCCUCGAAGCCGUCCAUGAUGUGCAAAAUCUUCUUUGGUGGGGUCUCAACAACGUCGUCAGCACGAGAGCGGGCGAAAGUGACAGUGGCGCCAUGGUGUUCAGAUUGGUGUUCCGUAAAUAUGUUACCGAACUAGGAUUCGAUCUAUAUCCUGAACAAACAGGCGUUCAGCCCAAGAAAAGCUCGGACAAAACAUCGUCAGCAGCAGUGACAUUCACUCAGCGACUUUUGGAUUUGCUUGAAAAGCAAGUGAAUAUUGCCAAAACCAAUCUGUUGGUUGCCGCACAGCAACAUCCAAUGCACGGUACUUUGCUUGCUCUACAGUAUGUGAUCCGUGAAAUCGACUACAGGAGCCCUAGCGUCCGCAGCAACAUGCAUGAAUGGAAAGCGACUUUUACUCGCACAUUGGCAUUGAUUCAUACGGUUUGCAGCACCGUGAUGGACGUAUUAUCGAAUCCUUCACCGGAAGGCAACAUGCCAGCGUCGUUCCGUGAGAUGGAAGAAGCGAUUGAUGAGUUGGUGGAUGAGAACGACGAUGGUGAUUCAGGUCCUCGCCACCAAGUCAUUCUCAGCUGCUGCUGGCGUGCCGUCAAGGAAGCAAGUUCGUUGUUGGAAGUCAUUAUUUCUGAAGCUCCUGUAUCUCCUACAGCAACCGAGAAUUCAUUGCUUACGUAUGACGACCUGGUCACCAGUGGUAAUUUAUUCCGUACAUUGUUGACCUGUAUCCGUCACCGCGGAGCGUUUUCGGCCGUCUAUCCGGCUUAUGUGUCGCUCAACACGAGAUUGCUGAACUGGAAUGAACCUUCUAUUGCCCAACUUCCCUCCAAAUGGUUGGACGAAAACUUGGCUAGCUUGACGUCCAGCAACAUUUCCAUCACACGACGCAGUGCAGGCCUGCCGUUGUGUAUUUUAGCCAUCAUCAGCAGUGAAAAAUCGUCACGAAAGAUGUUGUUGGAGAGAACAAUGAAACAUCUACUGGAACUGGCCAGUGCCGAACCGCCCGUCGAUGCCGACCAGCGCAUUGAUCUUCCCCAAGUGCACGCAUACAAUAUCUUGCGAACUAUCUUUAUGGAUUCCAAGCUGGGUACAAGUGUCUUGGAAUAUGCUUCCGAUGGCUUUUCUCUCGCUAUCAAUGGUUUCUCAUCCUCGAGUUGGGCCAUCAGAAACUGUUCUGUCAUGUUGUUCUCUACACUACUUCAGCGCACCUUUGGUACCAAGAAGACGAGAGACGAACACAGUACCGUCAAUAAGCUCACCGGUCGUGAAUUCUUCACGCGCUUCCCAAAACUGUACCCUUACUUGCUCAAGGAAUUGACAGCUGCCGUCGAACAACUGUUGCAAAAUUCAAUGGCUGCCAGCAUUCACCCGGGUCUGUAUCCUAUCCUGACCCUCUUAUCGCGUAUGCAUCCUUCUGUGAUGGAUGGAUUUGACAAGGCGAUGCCCAUGUCCAAUUUCAUUCCUCUGGUGAUGUCUUGUGCAGCAAGUUCUAUUUACAAGACGCGAGAAAUGGCGGCUCGUGCUUUGGUUCCUUUGAUCCCUUUCACGAAAUUGGUGCCAACUAUUUCUGAAUUAUUGACCCUGGAUAAGGAUCAGUCUCAAAAUGAAAUUCAUGGACACCUGCUGCAGGUGCAAUUCUUGCUGAGAGGCCAUCUGUAUCACACAGAGAUUACUGAUGUCGUGACACAGUUUGUGAAAGAUGCGCCUCGUUCGUUCAUGAGGUUGUCAGAUACCGUGUUUUCCAACAAGCUAAGCAAUAUGACCAGCGCUCUUCUUCUGGAUAUUGUGGGCGAAUUUUUCUUCAGAUGUGCUUGGAUUCGCAGCGAUCAGCAAGUCAAGAUGCCAGAAUUGAAAGCAAUGGUGGAACAAGCUUUCCAACCUUUGAGACAGGUGUACUUUGAUCAAUGCAAUCAAACCAUUGCCCAGCGCUCUUCAGGCAUCCAUGGUGUUGGUGCUUACUUGCUGAAGCAAAUGAUGGCCAAUAUCAUCACGCUGACAGUCAUCAAACGUUAUCGUGAAGAUGUCGCUUUGACAGAUAUCCUCUACCUGCUCGACGACAACGAUUAUGAAGUUCGCCUUCAGACAAUGAAGAACUUGAAAGAAGCUCUGGACGAAACCAAAGAUGCCCAAGCGGCCUUUGAUGGAAUGCAGCAUCUUCAAUCCAAACUGGUUUCCAUGACCUAUGGCGGCGAACAGAGUCUCGAGUGCUAUGUGCUUACGGCCGACUUGCUGAUGUCACUCAGUGCGGUGGAUCCUUAUCCUGAACAGAGCAAUACCGGGCUCGAUUUCUCACUGCAGCAGUAUUGGGAUCAACUGGUUGUGCAGUUUACACAAAAACGGUCAUCGGCUGUUGCGGAAUCCGUCCUGCCAUUACUCGGAGCGGUCCUUGCGCAGAUCAUCAAGAGUUCAGCAGACCGACAAUGGAUCAAAGAGUGCAUCACCAUUUGGAGCGGCUUCAUCGUCAAAUACAGUCGUGAAGAUAUGCCUUUAUCUUUACGUGAGACAGUCGUUGAAUCGCUUCGUUUCGUGACCAAAGACUUGUUUGCAGAACAAGGCAACGUGGUGGAUGAUAAAACGCUCAUUUUGGUCAAGCAGUCGAUGAUUCAGCUUCUUCAGGAUGAUGAUAUUGAUGUAAGAGAUGCAAUGGCAAGCAUGGUAUCGGAUGCGCUCGAUUUGGUGUCUCCGGUCCAUCCUGAACGCGCAGUGGAGCUGGUGUAUCUGCAAUUGCAAAAGUCUUGCCAAGAUACAGCCAGUUUGCAAUCGACACUCAUGGAUACCUUGUGUGGCGAUCAAAAACUACGUAAGUCGACUACUCACUGCUAUAUUACGCUCGAGCGAAAAUGUCUCAUACACAGUAAAUGUAGAAAACGUCUGGAACGAAGAAAUUGCCCUUACAAAAGCAUUGUUUGCCAAAGAAGAUCCCAAUAUUUACAAAGAAGAGCUCAUUGA